CAGAAACAUAAUAAUGGAAAUAAUAAUCAAAAUAAUAAAACAGUUAAAUAUACAUUUGAAUACAAUGUCAAUGAUGAUAAAUCAAAAAAUUUUUUUGGUCAUCGUGAAAGUCGUAAUGAUGAUAUAACAAUUGGUAACUAUAAUGUACGUUUACCCGACCGAGUACAGCAUGUUAAUUAUCGCGUUGAUGAAAAUGGAUAUCAAGCAUCUGUGACAUACACCAUGGACAAUUUAAAUACCCCCAAGAUUAAUCCGUGAGACAAUUCGUUUUUUUUAUUAUUUAUAUACAUACAUAAACUUUAGUACCUUUUUUUAUUUUUCGAGGGAAAGUAAAUAGUAAAAAGAAUAAUAAUAAAAAAAAGAUAAAAGAAAAGUCUCCGAAGAAAAUAUAUAAAACUAAUGCAUCAAAGAUAUAUUAUGGAAUAUAUUUCAUAAUUUUGUUGUGAGAAAUGAGGUCAUACAAGUGUG
Messenger RNA from Aphidius gifuensis, 468 nucleotides. RefSeq names its product pro-resilin-like. The transcript has 2 exons. The annotation marks the transcript as partial. Lineage: Eukaryota; Metazoa; Arthropoda; Insecta; Hymenoptera; Braconidae. The record is from RefSeq and is a predicted model, not a curated record. Gene Ontology annotation, cellular component: extracellular matrix.